CGCUUUCGAAAAAAAAUAAGGUAACAUCCAUCCAUGGGUAUUUCUAAUUAUUCAACCUUCUCGCCAAUGUCAAUCCGAUAGAGCUCAACACUUGUUAGCAGAUACGUCUUGACAAGUUACCUAGCAGCGUAAGCUAGAACCAACUUUCGCGUUUCCCUGCUAGACAAACAUCUUUUUGAAUUGGAUGCGGAAUUAAAAAAAAAAAAAAUCCACCACCAUCAUCUUCCCUCUCUCGAAUCUUCCUCCUUCGUCUUUCACCACCCCAGAAAGAAAGAGCUCGACGUCGCCAUUGAUGACCCGAUAGCAUCGCGGUGCCUUGGCCGCUCGCAUUGGCUCUUUAAGUCCUCGUUAACCUAGUUAACCACUCCUUUCUCACGCGACUAACCCGUCUCCCUUCCCGCGCCUGGUUCAUCCAAGCGCGACCCUUACACGAUGGCCUUCCCACAGACCCCAUCGCAUGCACUACCCGGCGCUUUUUUGCAUACGCCUGCUGUCGCAUCGCGCCUCAAUUCACAACAGGACCCUGUACGACGCCGUCUGUUCCGAGAUAAUUCGGCCUCAUCCGGCGGCCAAGCUCCAAGGUUCGGUCAGGAUCACGGUCUCGGACUCGAUGCCCCUACCACCGUAGCCGAAGAGCAGGCCGUUCGAGGUCUACCAAAUCCGAACAACCCCCCCCAACCUCCGUUAGCCAAGGCUGCCGCAUAUAUCAAUACCGCUCUCAAUCGAGAUGGCGAAUACCCCCAGCUCGACUCUUAUUGCAGACAGGUAUCAUCAGACUACGACCUAACACGCAACGAUUCCCCCUGGGCUCCUUUUCAGAAGACAAACAUGUAUCCGAUCCCCCAGAACGUGCUCGAACAAUAUAAUCGAGCCGAAGUUUCCACCAUGAUGGGAUUAUUUGCCGAGCUUAACCACGCCUGGGUCACGAUCGACAACUGUCUCUACCUCUGGGAUUAUACCCACCCCAACCCCGAGCUCAUCGGCUAUGAAGAUAGCCAACAUAGCAUAACCGCGGUGAAGCUCGUACCCCCGAAACCCGAUGUAUUCAACAAGGUCAUUACACAUAUAUUAGCCGUCGCCACUACCUCAGAGAUGUUUCUGUUAGGGGUCGCCGCCAGGGAUGCGCCGAGCGGCGCCAAGACUAUUGAGCUUUACGGCACGAAGAUGUCGCAGCCCCUGAAAGGUACCGAGGCGCGCGUCAUCGCUGGCUCCGCGAGCGGCCGCAUCUUUUUCUCCGGGCAGACUGAUAACGACAUCUAUGAGCUGAAGUAUCAGCAGGAGGAGAAAUGGUUCGCGGGUCGGACGGAUAAGAUUAACCAUACAUAUCGAUCUUGGACUGCCGCGGUUCCCAACCCAUCUCAGAUUCUCUGGGGCAAGGCCGCGAACGAGCAUAUCGUGGAAAUUGUAGUGGACGAUAGCCGAAACCUCCUAUACACCCUUUCCACCUCGUCCACCGUGCGGACUUACCACAUGGAGCCUCCGAACAAGCUCACCAAGGUCAUCGAAAAGACCAAGGACGAUUUCCUGCGCGAUAUCGCCCACGUGCUAAGCGUCGUGUCGCCUCUGCUUAACGAGCGAAUCGACAUCGUCUCGAUCAGCCCCAUCACGGCGGCCGAAGACUUCAAAGUUCAUCUCAUGGCUUUGACUAACACGGGCUGUCGUCUUUUCAUGAGCGCCACCAGCGCCGCUUCUUACAUGCUCAACUCCUCGAAUCAAGCGCCCCAGAGUAUGCAGCUGCAAUCGAUCAAAUUCCCGCCCUCCGACCAGCGGAGGCCUAGAGUCGAUCCGUUCGGCGGUCCCGUCGAGUAUACCGACGUACAAGCGAGGUCUCUCGAGAAGAGCAGGCGAGGAAUUCGCUUCGCGCCGGGCUAUUUCUUAGACUUCGUCACCAAGACAGACCAGCCAAACGGCGAUCUCUUGUUCAUGUCGGCGCCCGAUAGCGGCCGGAUCAACCACGGCCGCCAGAUUCAGAACAUGCGGUUCUACGAGCACGCUAAUUGGAUCGAGAUCGGCAGUAGGGCUGAAGAUGUUGGUCUCGUUACUAAGCCGUUUGCCGCAAGCGGUCAACCUCAAGGUUUCGGCAACGAGCUGGCCGUCCAAUUCGACGACCCGAACGGUAGCGAGUUCGCCAUCCUCACGAAUACGGGCAUACAUCUGGUGCGCCGCAGACGGUUGGUCGACAUAUUUGCUUCAGCUAUCAGAAGUGUCGCCGGAGACGAAGGUGUGAAGGCAGAAGUGAGCAAAUUUCGGAGCGCUUACGGCCACGUUGAAACCAUCACAGCCGCGCUCGCCGUCGCCUGCCGUCAGGGAGAGAACGGUCGUCCCGGUAUAGGACGUGGCGCCGUCGACCAGGUCACCCAGGACCGUGCUAAGCAAGUCUACAUCAACUUCGGAGGAAACCCCAGACUCCCCGAGCAGGACGGGCAGCCGGCGACCGUCGAGAUGGUCCAACCGUCUACCCGCCACGCCGCGCUGACUCUGUAUCUAAGUCGGCUCGUUCGAAAGCUGUGGAAAUCCAAGGUCAUCGGGCUAGGAACCGAUGCCGGCGGCGCGCUAACCAUCACCAGCGUCAUCUCGACGGGAAAGCUUAAAGACGUCCAGGGGAGCGUGGAGAGUCUAAGAAAUUUCCUCGACGCGAACAGGGCUUUCAUCCAAGGCCUGUCCGGACCCGCAGAUCUGCGCAGAGCCGGAAGCAAGCAAGAGGAGCUCGGAUUCCAAGGCGAACACCAAGCCAUGCGCGCCCUAGAAACUCUAAUGACGGGUAUCACGGAAGGUAUAUCUUUCGUCACGACAUUAUUCGAGGAGCGAGUCACGGAUAUUUUCGCUCGCCUCGACGACGCAGCCAGGCAGCAGCUCCGCGAUCUCACAUACGAGCAACUCUUCUCACAAGACGGCGGUAAGGAGCUUGCGAAAGUGCUAGUAAAAGCCAUCGUCAACCGAAACAUUGAAAACGGUUCCAAUGUGGAGACAGUGGCAGACGCGCUGCGGCGAAAGUGCGGCAGCUUCUGCAGCCCCGAUGACGUGGUCGUCUUCAAGGCCCAGGAGCAGCUGAAGAGGGCAUCCGAGCCGUCUCUAAAUCCGAACACGUCGCGAACGCUGCUUCAUGAGAGCUUGCGGCUCUUCGAAAAGGUUGCGAGAAAUUUGACGCAGGCCAACCUCGAAUCGGCCAUCGAACAGUAUGUAGGGUUAAGAUAUUACGCCGGGGCUAUCCAGCUAUGCCUAGUAGUCGCCAGCGAGAAGGACCGCGGCAACGCUGCGCUAUCCUGGGUCAACGACGGCAAACCCGUGGGCGAUCCGAGGGCGAAGUUCUUCGACGAUCGCAGGGUCUGCUACGGCUUGAUCCACCUCGUCCUCCAAGACCUAGACGCCGCGUCCAGUCGAGAACCCGAGAUGGUCGACGGAAAACCGACGCUGAUCGCGACCAAGCGCGCUGAGGCCUACGACGUCGUCAGCACCUCCUCGGACGAAGUUUUCCACUUCGACCUCUACGAAUGGUACAUACAGCAAGGAUGGACCGAUCGUCUCUUGGGCAUCGAUUCACCCCAUGUUACCACCUUCCUCCGGCGGCUCGCCUCAAAGGACGUCGAGCACGCGGACCUCCUCUGCAGGUUCUACACCAUGCGCAAGCAGUAUUUCGACGCUGCUAAAGUCCAGGCCGGUCUCGCACAGUCGGACUUUCCUAUCUCUAUCAAGGACCGCCUUACGCUGCUCAGCAAAGCGAAGACAAAUGCCAGCGUUAUGACUACUGGAGUUAGCCGUCAAGAGCAGCAGCUCCUCAACCAUGAAGUGACCGAGCUCCUCGAAGUCGCUCACAUCCAGGAUGACCUGCUGGAACGGUUGAAGGUAGAUAGCAGAAUUCCCGCGGAGCGCCAGCCAGAGAUUCACCAAGUCUUGGACGGUAAAAUCCAGCCUCUUUCUGAGUUAUUCAACGGCUACGCCGACCAGGCCGGUUACUACGACCUCUGCCUGCUCAUAUAUCACGUCGCCGAUUUCCGAAAUUCGACGACCAUCGCCCAAACCUGGAACAGUCUCAUUCAGCAAACUCACGAGAACGUCGCAGAGCAAUGGUCGGUAUACGAAGCGGAACGUCGCAGACGUGGGGCACAAGCCGGCGAUCCGCCCCCACAACCUUACGAGGUCUUAGUCGGCCAGAUUCAAGACAUCUGUCACCGCUCGUCUAACGAUUCGUUCAUCUUCCCCGUUCCGACCCUUCUACCCGAAAUAUGCCGCUACGCGUUUGAGAACGCGCAGGACCGAAGAAUCGCCGCCGACGUCAACUGGCCGGUAAUCGUCUUCCUCAGCCUAGGGGUGAGCUACGACCUCGUGGUUCGCGUGCUGGAACAGAUGUUCGAGGCGCAAGAAGUACCGUUCCGCGGCGCCGGUCGGGCGAGGAUCAUCGAAUGGAUCACGUUUGCGGUUGCUCAGUGGAUCCGCGACCUGGGCAGGAGCGGGCGGCCAGAGGCGAGACUGGACCCGUGGGUCAGCGACUUGAUCCUGGAAUGCGACAACUGGGUGUCCGCGAACGUGCGAAGCGGCAACGAGGGCGGCGCGGAUAUCAGAGACAUCGCACGAAGCGUGAAGGAGGUCCGUCGGGCCGUCGAGGGAUUGGUCGUAUCGCCGAUGGCCAACCGAAGCAUGGGUUUUUACUAAGAGUUUACGAGUCCUAAUAGCAUAACGUCCGGGUCGGGAUUUGGAAGCUUGAGGUACCAGACGCCGAAGACGCGUCGGGCGUUGGAAUAGCAAGGUCUCGCACGAAGGUAUUAAAACGAAAGUAAUAGCGGGCCCGCGUCUAGUAUACCAACGAGCUACGCGUUUGAUGCGUAUUCUGUAUUCCGGCGAUAGGAGUUGGUUUGGAAGAGGGGCGUCGUCCUUGGGCAUGUUAGAACGUCACGAAGUGGGCAGCAGAUAGUUUCGCCCAAUGCUUGCCAGCGUCGGUGUAAAAUAGUAUGCCGGCUGGGUCAUUCUCGCCGGUGCAUCUCGUAAUGCUGGCGGUUAAUCAAUCCGAACGCAUUGCUCCCCACUGCUACCCAAUAUUGAAUGC
Messenger RNA from Annulohypoxylon truncatum, 5041 nucleotides. RefSeq names its product nucleoporin-domain-containing protein. Gene Ontology annotation, cellular component: nuclear pore inner ring; nuclear pore. The coding region runs from base 433 to 4650 and encodes 1405 amino acids. The record is from RefSeq and is a predicted model, not a curated record. Gene Ontology annotation, biological process: transcription-dependent tethering of RNA polymerase II gene DNA at nuclear periphery; RNA export from nucleus; protein import into nucleus. NCBI's taxonomy places the organism in Eukaryota, Fungi, Ascomycota, Sordariomycetes, Xylariales, Hypoxylaceae. Gene Ontology annotation, molecular function: structural constituent of nuclear pore. The transcript is spliced from 3 exons.